This is a messenger RNA of Closterium sp. Naga37s-1, 957 nucleotides long. The record is from the annotation of a GenBank genome assembly. Lineage: Eukaryota; Viridiplantae; Streptophyta; Zygnematophyceae; Desmidiales; Closteriaceae.
AUGGCGUCGCACUGUUCGCAGGCAACGCCCCUGGUGACGGGUGUGCUUUCCGCGCCGCUCCGAGCCUCUCGCGUGGCCCUACUUCCGUCCGCGCGCCCCUUCCCGGCUUUCUCCCGUCCGUGUGGGCCCCUCAGGACAGUCAGUGCUCCGCUUGCGCGCCGAGCCGUUGCAAUUCGGGCAGGGAGAGCCGCCGGAUCCAACGACGCGUCCCCCCGAGCCGUUGGAGCCGAGAAAUCUGACGUGGCGCCCCCCCGUGAAUCUGCUCCGCGCACCGCUGUUGGCGUUGACUGCGGUGACGUGGCGUCCGCCAGUCGCGCAUCGCCACGUGGCCGCAUUGUUUCCGCGGUUGCCGGCGCGUUGGUGGCGAUUCAUCUGGCCGCCGCCGCGAGUCCUCUCGAGGCCGUCGCCGCCGCUUUCAACGCUGCGGCCCACCCAUUGGUGGUGGCGGUGGUGGCAGCAGGGGAGCAGUCGCCCUAUGCGCGCGCGCAGGAGGAGCAGGAUGAGGACGUGGGCCUGCUGGACGGGCGCAUCCGCCCCUGCCCCCUGGCGGUCAACCCCAACUGCGUCUCCACCUCCUCCCUCAGCCUCGCCUACUCGCCGCCCUGGACUGUGCCCUCACUCAGCACCGCCACGGCAGUCCAGAGACUAGAGGGAGUGCUGCUCUCGGCGCUCAAGAACCCAACUAUUGAGGAGUCGGUUGACGUCGCUGAUGGAGGGCACUACAUAAGGGCCAAAACAGACGGCCUGUUUGGGCGAGACACUAUCGAGCUGCUACUGCGCGACGACAAUGUAUUAUACCGCUCUAUAGCGGGGCGCGUGGUGUACAUAUACCCGUUUACCACCCCACUAACGGACUUUGACGCACAGAGGAAGCGCAUGGAUGCGUUGGGAAAUGAGCUGGGGUGGCUGCAGGAGUAUGAAUACGAGACCGAGUUUGAAAUGGACUAUGAUUAUUGA